GGAUUGCUCAAAGAAGUUUGCCUGACAAGCAACGGCUGAACAAAUUCGAGAUCAAAGUUGACCGACAGGUGAGACCGACUCUGACUCUCCAAUCCCAGGGCUUCCUCUACACAUUUCGCUGGGAUCCGGGCGUGGGCACUAGCAAUUAGCGGACGAGCCGACUGAGGGUGAGGCUUACGCCAAGGGUCAGUGCGAACAAACACUUGACCAUGGCAUCUUUGGUAUAAAGCACUCGAGUUAUCCUCUGGCAAAUGCUUUCCUUUCUCCAUCCACUACAUUCGCUAAUAACAAUCAUCCAACUUCGACUUCGGUCUUUACACUCGCUUCAGCAACCAACCCAUUAAUAUAAUCACUCGCCUUUUCCCAAACCACCACCACCAACCCAACACCAUCAAAAUGCAGUUCACCAUCGCCGCCAUUGCUGCCUUCGCCGCCUCUGCCUCUGCCGCAGCCCUCAACACCACUGUUGCUGCUGCCCCCGUCUACGUUACUGAGGUCGUCACCCACUUGACCACUUUCUGCCCCGCCAGCACAACUUUGACUGUUGGAUCUCACACCAUCACUGUCAGCUCUGCUACUACCCUCACUGUCAGCAACUGCGAUUGCACUAUCGUGAAGACUUCUUCCAUCCCCGUCGCUGCUCCUACCGCCCCUGCUGCCACCGCCCCCGUUGUUACUGCUCCCUACGUCAACGGCACCAUUGCCACCUCCACCAAGGCUUCUGGUCACGCUUCUGGCACCGGCGCCGCUACCACCAAGCCCGCUGCCUUCACCGGCGCUGCCAGCAUGAACACCCUCUCCGGUGCCGCUGCCGCUCUCGCCCUUGCUGCCUUUGCCCUCUAAAUGUGUUGAAAACACUUCAGAGCCGGGUCUGAGAUGGUUAUAAUGUUUUCUGAUCAUCUGGGGCCCAAGGGCGAUCUUUAUGGAUGAGACAUCUCGUAUAUCCUGUACAUCUGCUUGGUGCUCAUAUCUGCUUUUAUUCUUUUCUGUUUCUAAUGAUACCCCCAUCUCAAGGAUGAGGUCAUGGUUAUAUACCACCUGCAAGGGUUUUUUGGGCUUGCUGUCAAUCUUACGAAGGAAAAAUUAUCUGUUUAAAACUUACAUCUUUCCCUUUGUCCAGAGAGUGAUUUAUGGUUGAUAUCUUCUGUAGUCGCUCUCUGCUGGCAAUCCAUUUUUUGUGCCUUGCAAG
Messenger RNA from Aureobasidium pullulans EXF-150, 1189 nucleotides. RefSeq lists its product as uncharacterized. The transcript has 2 exons. The coding region runs from base 397 to 843 and encodes 148 amino acids. Lineage: Eukaryota; Fungi; Ascomycota; Dothideomycetes; Dothideales; Saccotheciaceae. Gene Ontology annotation, cellular component: fungal-type cell wall. Gene Ontology annotation, molecular function: structural constituent of cell wall. The record is from RefSeq and is a predicted model, not a curated record. Gene Ontology annotation, biological process: fungal-type cell wall organization.